Oryzias melastigma (Indian medaka) is the source of this 1833-nucleotide messenger RNA. RefSeq lists its product as uncharacterized. The record is from RefSeq and is a predicted model, not a curated record. The transcript is spliced from 8 exons. Lineage: Eukaryota; Metazoa; Chordata; Actinopteri; Beloniformes; Adrianichthyidae. Bases 385 to 1170 code for a protein of 261 amino acids.
CCUGUCCAUGUGAUGCUCCUGAAAACAUGACAUCACUGGGAAACGCUGUUCCUCCGUCUGCUGGGGUGGUGGCGGUGUUGGGGUUUGAGGGGCGGCCACUCUGCAAAACAAAGCCGUAAAAAGCUCGUUUGCUGGUUUGGACUGAAGACACUCGGAACUUUUCUCCAGCUGCGUGGACCUGAGGGACGCAUUUUCACGAAGGGGCGCCAGAUCGCCGCCAUCGGGGAGGAGAUUUCCGAAUAUCGCUGUUUUUGUUUCUCUUUUCCUUUUUGUUGCUGCAGCCAGAAACGAUCCCCAUUGUGGCAUCAAUGCAGUUCAAAUAACAGAACAUCCUUUUUUUCUGCACCUUCGGAUCCGGAUGCAGGCGCGCUGAUCGCCGGGUCCAUGGCGGUCAGCGCGUCGGAGCCUCUCUACCAGCCGUGCGUUUAUCAUGGGAGCUUCAGAGUGGAGCUGCAGGUGAAGAGACCCCUGAUGCCGGUCCGGCUGAGUCCACAGCAGGUGGGCUUGGAGAUGCUGUGCCUCUGCGGGCAGCUGGACCUCCUCAUCAGGACGCAGACGCAGCAGUUCCAAGAGCAAUUAGGAAAAGGGUGUAGCCCAGAGGAGUCAGACACUUUUCAAGCCCAAGGAUCAGAGAUUCUUGACCAAAUGCUCCAGUGCCUUGAACAUCUACCAAAGCCUAUGCCAGAGCUGGAGGACUACCUGGAUGCUGUGGGACUGUCGGCCAUGUUUCCUCGUGUGGAGGUGUUCCUCAUUCAAGGCAGUGCAGUUGAGAUGCUGGAGAGGCCGCAGAUGGACGAAUACUUUGUACACAUUGCCAAACUGAACCAGCUGCUGGUGCUCAGUCAACAGCUAGAAGAGGAUAUCAGACACCUUGGAAGUCAUAAGUACAUCCCUCACCAGCUCUCAGUCAUAUAUCAAGUUCUAAGCUCCUUCAGGGGAAUUACCGUCUUCUCAGAAAUAAAGAAGAAAAUUGAGGCAAACUUCAAACAGAUGAAGCAGUCUCUAGUGGCAGAGGAUGGCUGCAGGCACGAACCUCAGCUUGCAGCUCAUUAUAUCCACUGGAUAUUAGAAAUCACUCAAAGCUUAACAUCACUGGUUUUAGCGCUGCCAGAUGAGCUGACGGAGGACCUUCAUCCAGCCAUCACCUUCAUGUCCCAGUUCCUGUCCUGAGUCAGCAUGGAUGACAUAAUGCUUCUCAAGGGGAAGGACCCUUGUUUUGUUUGUUUGUUUUUUGCUGUUUUAUAGCUGUUAUUUUGAUAUAAGAACACUUUGCACAACUACAAGAAAUGACAUGAGAAUGAAAGGGAUUUAGUUUAAUGUUUACGACAAAUGCACCAUUAACCCUAACCAUACAAAGCAGCUCCACUCACUAAUUUUUUUUAUAUCAGUAUAAGCCAAUACAAACUAACCCCUGAAAAUAAGAAUAAUCAAUAGUGGAUUUAAAAAAAGUCUUCCAACACCAUCUGAUUGUCACUCACAGGUGCAGUUAGCUAUAAAUCUCAGAAUUUGGGAGUUCAAAGUGCUGCAAAAGCUUCAAAAUUGAUGGUCCAAUGCACCAGGAGGCAAGAACUCUGAAUGAUACUACAUGGAAGUACAUUAUUAUAGGAAAAAGAAGCAAGAAUUUCUUUUUAAGGUGCUAUUAAUCUGAUACAGCUGAGAAAUGAUGAUGUUGAAUUUCCUGCUUGUACUUUUUUUUGCUAUAAAUGUGACUUGUGAUGAAUCUAAGUUCUGGGAGUGAAUGUGAAAACCCUUGCACUACUCUUUUAAUCACUGUUAUAAAUAGAAAAAGAAAAAAAACAGGAAGUAAAAUAAUAAAAUUGCAAUGCAAUGAGA